Molecule: messenger RNA, 2344 nt
Organism: Elephantulus edwardii (Cape elephant shrew)
Lineage: Eukaryota; Metazoa; Chordata; Mammalia; Macroscelidea; Macroscelididae
Gene: APPBP2
Product: amyloid beta precursor protein (cytoplasmic tail) binding protein 2
Exons: 13
Coding region: 278-2035 (585 amino acids)
Biological process (GO): intracellular protein transport
Molecular function (GO): protein binding
Source: RefSeq, a predicted model, not a curated record
AUCGGCGCUCGGACGGACCCCAGGAUCUCUUAAAUCCGGAAUGUGAGGCCUUGGCUGGGCUUCUCUCGCUUGGUGGCCCGCUCUUUAUCCAGGCCUGUGCCCGCUGCCCUCCGGCUGGCCCCUGCAGUAGCCAGGGCGACAGUGGCCUUGCGUCGUGUGCCCGCGUGGCUGCCACCGCCCCUCCGAAUCCUCCGGGGCCGCCGAGGAGUUCGCUACGGAGGGAGGCGGGGGCCUUCGGGAGGAGGAGGCGGAGGAGGCGGAGGAGGAGGGAAGGAAGAUGGCGGCCGUGGAACUAGAGUGGAUCCCGGAGACUCUCUAUAACACCGCCAUCUCCGCUGUCGUGGACAACUACACCCGCUCCCGCCGAGACAUCCGCUCCUUGCCCGAGAAUAUCCAGUUCGAUGUUUACUACAAGCUUUAUCAGCAGGGACGCUUAUGUCAACUGGGAAGUGAAUUUUGUGAAUUGGAAGUUUUUGCUAAAGUAUUGAGAGCUUUGGAUAAAAGACAUUUGCUUCAUCAUUGUUUCCAGGCUUUGAUGGAUCAUGGCGUGAAAGUCGCUUCAGUCUUGGCCUACUCAUUCAGUCGACGGUGCUCUUAUAUAGCAGAAUCAGAUGCUGCAGUAAAAGAAAAGGCCAUUCAAGUUGGUUUUGUUUUAGGUGGCUUUCUUUCCGAUGCAGGCUGGUACAGUGAUGCUGAGAAAGUUUUUCUGUCCUGUUAUCAGUUGUGCACUAUACAUGAUGAGAUGCUUCAUUGGUUUCGUGCAGUAGAAUGUUGUGUGAGAUUGCUUCAUGUGCGAAAUGGAAACUGCAAAUACCAUUUGGGUGAGGAAACAUUUAAGUUAGCUCAGACAUUUAUGGAUAAACUGUCAAAACAUGGCCAGCAAGCAAACAAAGCAGCACUCUAUGGAGAAUUGUGUGCUCUCCUGUUUGCAAAAAGUCACUAUGAUGAGGCAUAUAAAUGGUGCAUUGAAGCAAUGAAAGAAAUCACAGCUGGCUUGCCAGUCAAAGUUGUGGUAGAUGUUUUAAGACAAGCUUCUAAGGCUUGUGUAGUGAAACGUGAAUUUAAAAAGGCAGAACAGUUAAUUAAACAUGCAGUGUAUUUGGCACGAGAUCAUUUUGGACCCAAACACCCGAAAUACUCUGAUACGCUUUUAGAUUAUGGGUUCUACCUACUCAAUGUAGAUAAUAUAUGUCAGUCUGUUGCAAUUUACCAGGCAGCCCUUGAUAUUCGGCAGUCAGUAUUUGGUGGCAAAAAUAUCCAUGUAGCAACAGCUCAUGAAGAUUUGGCUUAUUCUUCAUAUGUUCACCAGUAUAGUUCUGGGAAGUUUGACAAUGCACUAUUUCAUGCAGAAAGAGCUAUUGGUAUCAUUACCCACAUCCUACCUGAAGAUCAUCUUCUUUUGGCUUCUUCAAAGAGGGUGAAAGCACUUAUUUUAGAAGAGAUUGCCAUUGACUGUCAUAAUAAAGAAACUGAACAGAGGCUACUUCAAGAAGCUCAUGAUUUGCACCUAUCUUCACUCCAACUAGCUAAGAAAGCUUUUGGGGAAUUUAAUGUACAGACUGCUAAACACUACGGAAACCUUGGUAGACUCUAUCAGUCAAUGAGAAAAUUUAAGGAAGCUGAAGAAAUGCACAUCAAAGCAAUUCAAAUUAAAGAGCAACUUCUUGGUCAAGAAGAUUAUGAAGUAGCCCUUUCAGUGGGACAUCUGGCUUCUUUAUAUAAUUAUGACAUGAAUCAAUAUGAAAACGCUGAGAAACUUUAUUUGCGAUCUAUAGCGAUUGGGAAGAAACUUUUUGGUGAAGGCUACAGUGGACUAGAGUAUGAUUACCGAGGUCUCAUUAAACUGUACAACUCUAUUGGGAAUUAUGAGAAAGUGUUUGAAUAUCACAAUGUUCUAUCUAACUGGAACCGGUUGCGAGAUCGACAGUACUCGGUGACCGACGCUCUUGAAGAUGUCAACACCAGCCCCCAGUCCACUGAAGAAGUGGUGCAGUCCUUCCUGAUUUCUCAGAAUGUUGAGGGACCCAGCUGCUGAGGAAAUGACCUCAGUUAACCAAUUUAUCUUUUCCCAGAUUCCAGGGAAUUCAUACUGUGAAAUCAAACCAUGUUGUUUUUUUGGGGCUGGAAUUUGCAUUGAAACACUGGUCCAGUCCAUUGAAGACCCUAUUUGGGUGGUCCCUAUCUUGCAGAGUGUCUGUAGGAAUAAGCAUAUAUUCAGUUAUAUUCAGCAUGUAUCGCAUGUACAAGUAGUCUGGCCCACAUUUUCAACCUACUAGAACAUACAACAGAAAACAUUUUUUCCCUUCUUUUUAAAAAAUAAUUCAUUUUUGCAGAAAGCCUGAAA